Molecule: messenger RNA, 414 nt
Organism: Henningerozyma blattae CBS 6284
Lineage: Eukaryota; Fungi; Ascomycota; Saccharomycetes; Saccharomycetales; Saccharomycetaceae
Product: ribonuclease H2 subunit C family protein
Exons: 1
Coding region: 1-414 (137 amino acids)
Biological process (GO): RNA catabolic process
Cellular component (GO): ribonuclease H2 complex
Source: RefSeq, a predicted model, not a curated record
AUGUCUGAACAAACUGUUGAAUAUAAUUUUAAAACUUCCUCCAUUGAGAAUCCCACUGAAAUUGCUCACUUGGUUCCCUGUAUAAUCCAUUUCAAUGGGCAAUCAGAUGAAAUUAAAACUAAUUUAAAAUUCGACCAAGAAGAAGAAAAGAAUCAUACAAACAAAUUUGUCACUUAUUUUAGAGGUAGAAAAUUAAUAGGCCAAGAUGUUUUAAAACUUUUAAAUGAAAAUAACAAAGUGAAAGCCUUUGUUAUGGAAGAUACAACAAACAUUCAAAACAACAAGCAAUUCCACGUAGUUUCCACCCUCGAUAAAGUUAUCAACUAUGAAAGAGAAGGCAAUGAGGAUCGUCUAGAUAUGGAAAUGUCUAAACUUCGAGAAUUCAUCGAUGUGACCAACUUGAUUCAUUCUUAA